This is a messenger RNA of Dentiscutata erythropus, 359 nucleotides long. Lineage: Eukaryota; Fungi; Glomeromycota; Glomeromycetes; Diversisporales; Gigasporaceae. The record is from the annotation of a GenBank genome assembly.
CCAAUGCUUCUUCCCACAAAAAUAACAAACCUAUAAUACUUGAUUCUAUCAACAAAAAUCAGCCUACAGUUGAUAGUUCAUCCCUUGAUAGUAGUGCUAGUAGUGAUAAUUCUAUAUUAUCAUCACUAAACGCACAAUUGAGAAUGGGAUCUGUCGAUCUAUGCCUUAAUACAACAAGGCAAUAUCUUAAUCUGGUUCAGAAAGGGCACACAAAGAUGGGGGCGAGUAGCCUUCUGUCUAAGAGUUUAGGUAAAAGCCCAUGGCAUGCGCAGUAUAUUCAUGCCUGGGCAAAUCAAUGGAAGAAUAGCAAAGAAUUAGUAAAGUCAAAAUGUGGCCGAUAUAAAAAACGAAAACUUUAA